UCCCGCUCGCCCAAAAGCCAUUAUUUUUCGAGUUUCAUCCGCAGCCACAGUGCAAAAUAGGUUUAUCAAUUUAAUUUAAGUGUUAAAGUAGUUCUAAAGUGUUUUUUAAGUUGCGCACGCGAUCGAGGCCACCCCGCAUGAAUGGAUGUGCAUGCGCCCAUCGAUCGAACGGAGUAUUUGCAUUCAGUUGCUGUGAUUUUCCCGUGACCAUUGCGUACGAAAAUCGUUUUGGGAGCGCAAGAAGCUGCGGUCGCUGGUUCAUACGGGAGUCCUAAAGGUUACAGCUCCACAAGAUGCAGCACAACGUUCAUGCCGCCCGGCCAGCGCCCCACAUCCGAGCUGCGCACCAUCACAGCCACAGCCACAGCCAUGCCCACAUGCAUCUGCAUCCCGGCAUGGAGCAGCACCUGGCCCCCAGUCUGCAGCAGCAGCAGCAGCCGCCCCAGCAGCCACCACAUCGCGACCAUCUGCACGCACGUCUGAAUCAUCACCUUCUCCACGCUCAGCAGCAGCAGCAGCAACAACAGCAGCAGCAGCAGACGUCGUCGAACCAAGCCGCCGCCGUCGCUGCGGCUGGGGCUGCCUAUCACCACGGCAACAUCAACAGCAACAGCAGUAGCAACAUCACCAGCAACAGCAACCAGAUGCAGAAGAUCCGCCAACAGCACCAGCACUUGAGUAACAGCAACGGCCUUCUUGGCAAUCAGCCGCCUGGUCCGCCGCCACAGGCCUUCAAUCCACUAGCGGGCAAUCCGGCUGCUCUCGCCUACAAUCAGCUUCCUCCGCAUCCGCCGCACCACAUGGCCGCCCAUCUGGGCAGCUAUGCCGCUCCACCGCCCCACUAUUACAUGAGCCAGGCGAAGCCGGCGAAAUAUAAUCACUAUGGCAGCAAUGCCAACACCAACAGCGGCAACAACAACAGCAGCAGCAACUAUGCCCCUAAGGCCAUUCUGCAGAAUACCUAUAGGAAUCAGAAGGUGGUGGUUCCACCGGUGGUGCAAGAAGUUACCCCGGUGCCGGAGCCGUCAGUGACCACCACCAAUGCCAACAUAAACAACUCCACCAUCAGCACAGUGAAAGCUAGCGAGUCUGUGAGCCAGGAGGAAGCUCCUCAGGAACCGGAGUCUAGACAGGAGCCAGCUUCAGUGGACGACCAUGCCAGCACGGAGCACAUCGAUGCUGCGGGAACACUGUCCAACGAGGACACGAGCAGCACAGGACGCGGUGGCAAGGACAAGACUCCAAUGUGCCUGGUCAAUGAGCUGGCCAGGUACAACAAGAUCACGCAUCAAUAUCGGCUGACUGGAGAACGAGGACCUGCCCACUGCAAGACCUUUACGGUGACACUGAUGCUGGGCGAUGAGGAGUACUCGGCGGAUGGUUUCAAGAUCAAGAAAGCGCAACAUUUAGCUGCUAGUAAGGCUAUCGAGGAAACCAUGUACAAGCAUCCGCCGCCGAAGAUACGACGCAGCGAAGAAGGCGGCCCCAUGCGCACCCACAUUACACCGACGGUGGAGUUAAAUGCUCUGGCCAUGAAGUUGGGACAGCGCACCUUCUACCUGCUGGAUCCCACCCAGAUUCCUCCCACGGAUUCGAUAGUGCCGCCGGAGUUUGGCGGCGGUCAUUUGCUAACAGCGCCAGGUCCAGGAAUGCCGCAACAACCUCCACCACCUGCGUACGCCCUGCGCCAGAGACUUGGCAAUGGAUUCGUGCCAAUCCCAUCGCCGCCGAUGCAUCCGCAUUUCUUUCAUGGACCUGGCCAGCGACCGUUUCCCCCGAAGUUUCCAUCGCGUUUUGCGCUGCCACCGCCACUCGGCGCUCAUGUACAUCAUGGACCGAAUGGUCCAUUUCCAUCUGUGCCUACGCCACCCAGCAAAAUCACCCUCUUUGUGGGCAAGCAGAAGUUUGUGGGCAUCGGACGCACACUGCAACAAGCGAAACAUGACGCUGCGGCGCGAGCGCUGCAGGUUCUCAAGACUCAGGCCAUAUCCGCCUCUGAGGAGGCACUCGAGGAUUCGAUGGACGAGGGCGACAAGAAGUCGCCCAUCUCGCAGGUUCACGAAAUCGGCAUUAAACGUAACAUGACCGUUCACUUUAAGGUGUUGCGAGAGGAGGGACCGGCGCAUAUGAAGAACUUUAUUACGGCAUGCAUUGUCGGAUCUAUUGUCACCGAGGGAGAAGGAAAUGGCAAGAAAGUGUCCAAGAAACGUGCAGCGGAAAAGAUGCUCAUCGAGUUGCAAAAACUGCCGCCCCUUACGCCCACCAAACAGACGCCAUUAAAGCGGAUUAAGGUGAAGACGCCCGGCAAGAGUGGGGCAGCGGCCCGAGAAGGUUCGGUUGUCUCGGGCACCGAUGGUCCUACGCAAACGGGUAAGCCGGAGCGGCGUAAACGCCUAAAUCCGCCGAAGGACAAGCUGAUAGACCUGGACGAUGCGGAUAACCCCAUCACAAAGUUAAUUCAACUGCAGCAAACGCGCAAGGAGAAGGAACCUAUAUUCGAACUGAUAGCCAAAAACGGCAAUGAAACCGCUCGACGACGGGAGUUCGUGAUGGAGGUCUCCGCCAGCGGCAGCACAGCCCGUGGAACAGGCAACAGCAAGAAGUUGGCAAAGCGAAAUGCUGCGCAGGCUCUAUUUGAACUUCUGGAAGCUGUUCAAACCACCCCAACUAACGAAACACAGUCAUCGGAGGAAUGCAGCACUUCGGCAACAAUGUCCGCCGUCACAGCGCCAGCAGUGGAGGCAACUGCGGAAGGUGAAGUGCCCAUGGUAUCCACGCCAGUGGGUCCCAUGCCAGGCAUUUUAAUACUGCGCCAGAACAAGAAACCAGCAAAGAAGAGGGAUCAAGUUGUAAUUGUCAAAGCCAACGUGGAAUCCAAAGAGGAGGAUGCCAAUAAGGAGGUGACAGUUGCAGCUGAGGAGAACAGCAACAACAGUGCCAACUCUGGCGACACCAGCAACAGCAGCAGCGGCGAUUCGCAAGCCACAGAGGCGGCUAGCGAGAGUGCACUUAAUACCUCAACCGGCAGCAAUACGAGCGGUGUGAGUAGCAACAGCAGCAAUGUUGGGGGCAACACGGAAAGCGCCAACCAUGCCGAGAGUAAAAACAACACCGGAAACAGCAGCAGCAACACGGAUAGUAGCAGUAACAGUACGAGCAACACACAAAGUGCUGGAGUGCACAUGAAGGAGCAACUCUUGUAUCUCAGUAAGCUGCUGGACUUUGAGGUCAACUUCUCGGACUAUCCCAAGGGCAAUCACAACGAGUUCCUAACCAUCGUGACAUUGUCCACUCAUCCGCCACAAAUAUGCCAUGGUGUUGGCAAGAGCUCGGAGGAGUCGCAGAACGAUGCUGCAAGCAAUGCCUUGAAAAUCCUCAGCAAGCUGGGGCUCAACAAUGCCAUGAAAUAAGCAAAAGCCGCUGAAAAUUCCCUUAUUAAACCCUUAUUAACUGCAAUUUUUGUUGUUGCACAUAAGCAUGAUAAAAGCAAAGCAAAGAAAAAACAAUUGAAAUACCCGUCCACAAAGCAAACCUUAAACAAAAUCCAAAAACCAAGCUGUGUGCAAAUUCAAAAAAAAAAGAAGAAAAAAGAGAAAUGUAAGAGAAGCAAUGCAAGAAACAGUUUUGAAAUAGCAAAUUAUUAGUUAAUACCUAUUUAUUUAUUUAUGUGCAAGUUGUGCAAACUGGUGUUAUUAUUUUAUUUAUUUGUUGAGAAUUGAUUAACGAAUCGAACUAAUAGUAACCGAAACUGAACAGAGGCGAACACUUAACAGAGCCGCAACGUUGUUAAUCCAAAUCGAGAAUCGAACAAUAACUAGACUUAAUGAAAACCCAACAAAAGCAUGAACAGAAUGAACAGAUGCAAAUAUUUGCAGUACCUAAACUUAAGAUUAAAGCUCAAUAACCACUUGAAUUGAAUUGAUGAACAAAGGACUAUUGAUACCUCUUAGCUGCAUGCGGCAAUCGCUUUCAAAAAUAAAUACAAAAUUUUUGAGCACCUCGUCGGUGCAGGACAAAAUUGAAGGAUAUCCGCAUUUGCGAAUAAACCAGGCAGGCUGUCUAAGGAGAAAAUGAACAAAUUUUUGAUUUAUUUUUCAAAGCACGACAACCAUUAACCGUUUGUGGUCAUAUGCUUGAUGAAACUCGUCGAAUAAUGAAUCUAUUAUACGUAUACUAUUUUUAAGUGUUAAGCAUAAGCAUCGGCGAUUUGUCGGAAAGUCGUAUACCCCAUGACCGGUCGAUUUGCCAAACUUUCAGCAAAUAUUUGUCAGAGGAUGCGGAGCUCGCAAUGUUUGCUGAAUUUUGGAGAUUGAUAGGAAGUGGGUGGAACAAAAGGAGUUCACAUCGAACAUACAACAUAAAAUACAAUUUACAUAAUCGUUAUAAUUAUAUUUAUGAAUGUUUAAUAAGCCAUUUUUGUAAAUGUUCAGCUUUUGGCCAGUGUACCAGCUAAAAGCUGAACAUCCUUAUGAAUAAUGAAUCGUGUUGUUUAAUCUGUCAUGUUUUGUCCCUUUGUCCCCACAUUUCUUGCUUGUUUUUGAAUCCGAAUUAUGUUAGUUAUGUUAUCGUAUCCCCAUUACUCACACACACACACACACACCAUUUGCAAAUUUCGAGAGCAAUAGUUUUAAUUACUUUUACCCUAAACAGCACCAGUUGAUUAAGCGUUAAGUUGCGUUAUGUAAAAUGUAUUUUGUCCAAGCCAUCACGUUGGCCACAAUGUGCAUGAUUGCUUCGCGAUUUGCGAUCCUAAACUAAGCUUAAGCCCCAGCGAACUGUAACCGUUGAAAUGAAGUCAAUCCCAGUAUUAAAUGUAUAGAUAGAGGGCAGUUAUGCGUAACUCCCAUAAUUACUAGACUCACAUAUAUAUCGUGCACAUUGUUUGCGCCACACAAGUUGUUCAUUUUGUUAGAAGAUUUUGCAGACCCAGCGAUACGAUACGAUAAUCAUAAUCGUAGUCAACAAAAAAGUUUAAUUGUGGAAGGUGUAGCGGUGUCUGCUUUGCAAAAUCUUCACAAAAUUGAUUGAAAUUAUUAAUCUUAAUGUGAGAUGUAUUCGCAGUAGCAACAAUGCGUGAAUAUCUGUUCAUUAACACCAAAUAAAGGCAUACGAGUCAAGAUGAGAGAACACAUUUAUUAGUCUUAAGCCUACCCCCACACACACUCACUAAGUUUUGUCUAUCUGUAAUGUGACACAUAAUCAUGUUAUGUCAUUAAAACUCAAAAACUCCCCCCUUCCCCCAAUGAAAAUAUGUAAAAUGUAAUUCUACGAAUAAAAAGUGAAAUAAAGUUGGAA
Molecule: messenger RNA, 5295 nt
Organism: Drosophila santomea
Lineage: Eukaryota; Metazoa; Arthropoda; Insecta; Diptera; Drosophilidae
Gene: stau
Product: maternal effect protein staufen
Exons: 6
Coding region: 294-3410 (1038 amino acids)
Source: RefSeq, a predicted model, not a curated record